This is a messenger RNA of Biomphalaria glabrata, 1555 nucleotides long. Its product is annotated as dynein axonemal heavy chain 6-like. Gene Ontology annotation, cellular component: dynein complex. Gene Ontology annotation, biological process: microtubule-based movement. Lineage: Eukaryota; Metazoa; Mollusca; Gastropoda; Planorbidae. The transcript is spliced from 10 exons. The coding region runs from base 812 to 1498 and encodes 228 amino acids. The record is from RefSeq and is a predicted model, not a curated record. Gene Ontology annotation, molecular function: dynein intermediate chain binding; dynein light intermediate chain binding; minus-end-directed microtubule motor activity.
AAUAAGAACUUAAAACUAAAAUGUUAUUUAACCUUGGUUAGGCCAACAAAAACCCCCACUAAAUUAGAGUAUGAAACCUAAAACAUAGUUUACAAUAAUGAUAUUGUUGUGUCUCUCUCCUUUGUUUCUUGAUUGAAAUUACAACAGCUGCCACCAAUUGGGAGAACAUUGCAACUCAGGUUCCAAAUAGGGUUAUACUUUAUUGAGUCUAAUGAGUUGACUACAAAAUACUGUACAAUUGGCAACACUAAAUUUCUCCUAAAUUUAUACUGUACUGAACCUGUACUGGACUCUCUUCUUCUGAAUUUGGACUGGAUUCUACCGUACCAGACUUGUCUUGACUUUGCCACUCUCUCUCAUAAAAUAGGGUCUCUGAAUGUCACCUGCCCUUUUUGGAUGAUCACAUUUAUCCCAAGGAUGUUCUUCUUGGGGUGUGUCACACCAACGGUUUUCUAAAUGAUAGUGACAGAAAGUGUGCAUCGCUCAACAUGGAAAUGUUUUGUAAAGAUCGUUACAUCUCUUGGGAGACACUGGUCUAUAUAACAGCAGAGCUAAAAUACUUGAUGUUCAAUCGAGAAUCAUAGCAGCUGACGGUGGGAUGUCCAAUUGAUGAUAUUACUUAUGAACUUGCUGAGGCUGUCCUGGAUUGACAAACUGGAUAUUGAAAGAGUGUUAACACCUGACGCCAAAGGUCGCACAAACUCUUUAACCAUAGUGUUGAUGCAAGAAACUGAAAGAUUCAAUAAGCUGCUUAUAAUAAUCAAGACAUCAUUAGAACAACUGAAAAAAAGCCAUCAAAGGUUUCGUAGUGAUGAGUCAGGAAUUGGAGAAUGUAUACAAUGCUUUUUUAAAUAACCAUGUCCCAGAAUUAUGGGCCAGAAACGCUUAUCCUUCGUUAAAGUCUUUAGCAUCUUGGGUUAAAGACCUGAUAAUGAGAUGUUGUUUUAUUGACAAUUGGAUCAAUAAUGGACCUCCUAAGUCUUUUUGGUUGUCUGGCUUCUUCUUUCCACAAGGUUUCUUGACUGGAACUCUUCAAAAUUUUGCUAGAAAGUACAACCAGCCUAUUGAUCAUCUCUCAUUCAAGUUCAUUCUCCUGCCAUAUUCUAGAGAAGAAGCACUAGUUAUGGAGCAGUUGCGUACAGUUAAAAAGGGCGAAACAAUACCUAUGGAUCAAAAUUUGGAUGUUCCUGAUGAUGGAGUGCUUGUAUAUGGACUCUAUAUGGAUGGUUUUGCCUGGGAUCACAUGACUGUUGGUGACCAAUUGAAAGGCCAGAUGCAGGCAAAUUUGCCUGUAAUGCACAUGGAUCCUCGCCUAGACUAUGAACCAGAUUUAUCUCUCUAUCCAGCGCCACUCUACAAAACUGCUGCAAGAGCUGGCACACUUUCCACUACAGGACAUUCUACUAACUUUGUUGUAACUGUCCACCUUCCUUCAAGCAACACACAAGAUUACUGGAUAGCCAAAGGUGCAGCACUCUUAUGUCAAAUUUCUGAUUAAUUUUGCUUACAGAUAAGUUGUAAAGCAUUUAACAAUAAAAACAAUGUCCAUUACAAA